AUGUCUUGUUCUUAUUCUUCGAAGAGAGCCGCGGGGAUAUUUUUGUUACGCAAUAACGAGAAGAAGAAGACGACGAUGAUGAUGAAAAUGAUGCGCGAUUUUGAAGCGUCUGCGUCUUCCCCAACGCUUACGAAAAGUCAUUCUUGUCGUUUCUAUUCGUCUCCGGCGAAGAACGAGUCCGCUUCUUCGUCGAGUUCUUCUUUACAGCACCACUUCGAAAAGGAGUUACCGGUCGAUUUCGAGAAAAAAGGCACCGGUGGCAGAUCGUCGUAUUCCGGAAUCACCGCGGCCGUGUUCGGUUCGACUGGGUUUUUAGGCCGGUACGUGGUGAAUCACUUGGCGAAAAACGGCAGUCGAGUGCUCGUACCGACGAGAUGUUCGGAGAACCAUCGACAACAUUUAAAACCAAUGGGAGAUUUAGGACAAAUUGUACAAUUCGAUUACUCGAUGAGAGACGACGAGGCGAUUAAAUACGCGGUGGAACGCGCGAACGUGGUGAUUAAUAUGGUCGGGAGAGAGUGGGAGACGAGGAAUUUUUCGUUCGAGGACGUGCAUCGAGACUUUCCGAGACGAUUGGCGGAGGCGUGCAAGGAGAGUUCCUCGGUGAAGAGAUUGAUUCACGUGUCCGCGCUAGGGGCGGACGUGAACGCGAAAUCGAAGUAUUAUCGCACGAAAGCGGAAGGGGACGAGGAGGUGAGGAGGAUUUUCCCGAGGGCGACCAUCGUGAAACCGGCGAAAUUGAUCGGCGUGGAGGAUAGAUUUUUGAACGUGUUCGCGGAACACGCGAGUAAGUUUCCGUUCGUUCCGUUGACGGGAUUAGGGGAAUCGAAACACCAACCGGUCUCGGUGGACGACGUGGCCAUUGCCAUCAGCCAAAUGCCGUACGACGAAGAGACGGUAGGUAAAGAGUACGUCUUAGCCGGCGAAAAGACGUUCACGAUGGAAGAGUUGGCAAAGUUAACCGUGGACGCUGGCAGAUUCCGCUCCGCCCGAGUCGCGUACAUCCCGAAGUUUGUCUACAAACUCCUCUCCGCGCCGCACGAGUUCUUGUUAAACCGAGUCCCGUUCCCGUUGCCGACGCCGAAAGGGUUGACCAGGUCCUUCGUCGACGCUCAAGACGCGGAUUACGUGAAGAAACCAAACGAGUUAGGAUUUAAAGAGUUAGGGAUGACCCCGGCGAAGAUGGACGGCAUCACCAUCGACUAUUUGCGUUCGUACCGAUCCGGUGGUUAUUUAACCAACCCGUUGGCAAAGAAGGAAAACUUUCACGAGGAAGCCCGAGUGCCGCUUCGAUGA
Molecule: messenger RNA, 1296 nt
Organism: Bathycoccus prasinos
Lineage: Eukaryota; Viridiplantae; Chlorophyta; Mamiellophyceae; Mamiellales; Bathycoccaceae
Exons: 1
Coding region: 1-1296 (431 amino acids)
Cellular component (GO): mitochondrion
Molecular function (GO): protein-containing complex binding
Source: RefSeq, a predicted model, not a curated record